This is a messenger RNA of Drosophila montana, 1945 nucleotides long. Its product is annotated as transmembrane protein 181. Gene Ontology annotation, molecular function: toxic substance binding. The record is from RefSeq and is a predicted model, not a curated record. The coding region runs from base 85 to 1719 and encodes 544 amino acids. NCBI's taxonomy places the organism in Eukaryota, Metazoa, Arthropoda, Insecta, Diptera, Drosophilidae. The transcript has 7 exons.
AUGCACAAAUUGUGAAUUUAAGGAUUAAGUAAGCGAACCAGCAGAGACAACACUUCCACUUAACAGUUCCACAGCGCUGCUGCCAUGGCCAAGCCGCCCGCAGAUACCUCCGGCUUGGGCUAUGCCUAUCAUCUACCAUCCGGUGGCCUUCUGCUACGCCUCAAGAACUCCCUGUCCCAGUUCAGUGACCUAUUCAGCGAGUUCAACAAAUACAUUUCACCUGCCUUCUUUCACGAUCGCUGCGAGCGAUCCGUCCAUAUGCGCAUGUAUUCCAUGCACAAGCGUGAAUUUGUUAUGGUCUUUCUCGGCUUCUUCACCUGCUUCGGCCUAGGCAUUAUAAUUGGUCUGACUGGUCCGCCAAUAACAACCACAGACGCGGUGACAGCACAGCAGAUCCUGGCCAAUACAACGCUGGCGCAUAGCAAAACGGUGCUGGCCACGGGCCCCUUUGCCAUGAAGUCCCCGCUGAUGACGACCUACUCCCAACAGAUGUGGCUCAUAGCCAAGCUGGUCACCGAUAACAAUGAUGAUGAGCGCUAUGACAAGAGUUUCCAGAUCAGCGUCUCCAUCGAUGGCAUCAACGAGCAGCACAAGCCACUGAGUGUCCUGGGCCGCAGCGCGGCCCAUAAUCGCACAAGGCAUUUGCUGUGUGUGCGCAACGACUGCGAGGAGUUCACGGUCAUGCAUUUGGGCUUUCUGGACUAUGCCCACUAUAUCAUCACAGUACGUUUCCUGGGGCUAGAGUCGUUCCAUCAGAAGUACAACAUCAGGGCCAUUACGUUCUAUUUCAAGACAUAUAGCCCGGAGUUUACACAGAUUGAGAUCUGGUUCAGAUUCAUCUUUCUGCUCUUCACGUUCAUCGUCAUAUGCUGGUAUGCGCACACGCUGCGCAAGUAUCCCGUCUACGACUGGUCCAUUGAGCAGAAAUGGAUAUCCGUUCUGCUGCCGCUGCUGCUGCUCUACGAUAAUCCAUUCUUUCCGCUGAUAUUUCUGAUGAACUCCUGGAUGCCGGGCAUGCUGGAUGCCGUUCUGCAGGCCACAUUCCUGUGUGCCCUGCUCAUGUUCUGGCUGUGUAUCUACCACGGUCUGCGGCAGAAUGAACGACGCUUUGUUAGCUUCUAUAUGAUCAAGAUUAUCGUGGUGCUGCCCAUUUGGCUGUGCGCCAUUGUCCUGGCCACAUGGGAGAAAUGCAACGAGCUGCGAGAUCCCACAUACAGCCAUUUUGUGGACACCAAGAACUACAAUGGCCUCAAGAUGUUCUUCUACAUUGCCUGCUGCAUGUAUGUGGUUUAUCUGGGGCUGCUCCUGCUGCGCGCCUACACUGAACUGCGUUCCAUGCCCUACUUUGACAUACGCUUAAAGUUUCUCACGCUGCUGAUGCUCUUUGUGCUGUCUAUUUCCAUAACGGUCACCACUUGCCGAUUUGGUUUCGGCAUACUGGAGGAUAACUUUGUGGCCACACUGAACACCACCUACCGCAGCUCGGCUCAGUUUAUGUGCUUUUACGGGCUGUUAAAUUUCUAUUUGUACACAAUGGCGUAUGUGUAUUCGCCGGAUGGACGCUUUGCCCAGGCCGAAUUGGCCGUUACCAAAGAUAAUCCGGCCAUUUCCAUGAUUGACGAUUCUGAUGAGGAUGUCGUCUACGGUUCCGACGAGGAGUCAAGGCGUCCACUUACCUCCAUGGGUGGUGCAGGCAAAAAUGACUACGACAGCGAUUAACACCGACCGAUUAAUUGGGCGUAUCAUAUUAUAAACGUUAAUGUUCCAUAGUAUGCGAUCGGAACAGCGCUACAUUACUGUACAAAUUACUUAUUCUACAGGUAUAGCAUUCAGCCAAGCGUUUUCAAUUCCCCUAUCUAAAUUUCAAGUAAAAUUAAUUGAUAAUUACCUAUUUGUUGUAUGUAAUAUAUGUAUAAACAGAACUUCGGUUCGUGCGGCGGUUGUA